This is a messenger RNA of Closterium sp. Naga37s-1, 1122 nucleotides long. Lineage: Eukaryota; Viridiplantae; Streptophyta; Zygnematophyceae; Desmidiales; Closteriaceae. The record is from the annotation of a GenBank genome assembly.
AUGGCGACAGACGCUCCCCCCGCCGCCGUCCCCGCCGCCGAUGCCGCCGCCGGCGCCGGCGCUUCCGCCGCGGCGACGGAGAAACUAAGCGACGCGCUCGUGCCGAUCCACAAGGAGCUGCUGGACCUGCGCGACACGCUCAAGGCGAUGCAGGAGGCGAAGACGCCGCCGACGGAGGAGGCGCUGCUGCCGCUGCAGGAGCGGCUCGACGCGGUGGAUAACAAACGCGUGGACGGCAUCUUCGGCGGGUCGCUCAAGACCGUCAUUCCCGAGGGCCAGGCGAUCCUGCACGAGCUCAUGGACGAAGCUUACGACCUGGUCAGUGAGCUCGUAGUCAAGGCCUCCGAGAUGCCUCCGGAGAUGAAGCAGAUCUACGACACGCUGUGCGGGCUGAAGCGCAAGCUGCAGAAGAUGAAGGCGGACCGGUCGUACUCGCUGGAGGACAUCCACCACUACCAGCUCAUGGUCGAUGCCAUCGACUCGCGCCGCGUGGACGGCAUCUUCGCGGGCAACCUGCAGUCGAUCCCGCCCGGCCAGGCGCAGUGCAGCACGGUGCUGUUCCAGGUGUACGGUACGUGGGGGGCGGGGGAAGGGGGGGAAAAGAGAGGGGGGGGGGCAGGGGGGAGGGGAACGGGGAAUGAGCUGCUGCGCAUCCUGCUCGGUUCCGCACACGAGAUGAACGCAGAGAUGCGUGGCAUCUACACGCACCUCAUCGGCAUCAAGCGCAAGCUCAUUGAGCUCAAGAGCAAGCACGUCAAGCACAGCACGGAGGACCUGCACAUCUACCAGCUGCAGCUGGAUGCCAUUGAUAGGGACCGCCUGCUGCGUAUCCUGCUGGGUUCCGCGCACGAGAUGAACGCAGAGAUGCGCGGCAUCUACACGCACCUCAUCGGCAUCAAGCGCAAGCUGAUCGAGCUCAAGAGCAAGCACGUCAAGCACAGCACAGAGGACCUGCACAUCUACCAGCUGCAGCUGGAUGCCAUUGAUAGGGACCGUGUGGACGGCAUUUUCGGCGGCUCGCCCAAGACGGGGAUUCCGGCCGGGCAGGCGGUUUGCUCCACGCUCAUCGCGCAGUGCUUUAAGCUCGUGCAGGACUUGCAGGAAACGGCGACGGAUGUGUAG